Molecule: messenger RNA, 2344 nt
Organism: Plutella xylostella (diamondback moth)
Lineage: Eukaryota; Metazoa; Arthropoda; Insecta; Lepidoptera; Plutellidae
Product: pyruvate dehydrogenase [acetyl-transferring]-phosphatase 1-like protein, mitochondrial
Biological process (GO): protein dephosphorylation
Cellular component (GO): mitochondrion
Molecular function (GO): cation binding; [pyruvate dehydrogenase (acetyl-transferring)]-phosphatase activity
Source: RefSeq, a predicted model, not a curated record
GAUCUGUCACUUUGACAGUCCUAUCAAUCCAAAAUCAAAGUCUUUCUUGCAAAAUUUUCCUAAAUUCAUAAGAAAAAAUAAAAAUAUUCCUUUGCAUGGAUACCUAUUGAGAAGUGUUUGUGAGAAUAUGAGAUUACUAAGCUAUUUAGCUAUAAAGUUAACCAUAUUGGGGUGAUUUUAAGCUCGACCGAGCUGUGAAAUGCUUACAGUUUCAGCAAAGGGGUUUAUUAUUUCUGUUUGGAUUCGCGCUACAAUCACACUGUUUGCUACUGAAAUAGAGUUGUGAUUGCAUAAUAUGCCGAUAUAUUUGAUUCGGUAAUUAUGAAUACACCUCCAAAAAACGUUUUGUUGAAAACUUUGUUGAAAUCAAAUCAGUAUAAAGUCAAGCACAAUUAUUACAAUAAUGUGGCUAGAGCAAGAUACCUAGGUGUUCCGCGAUCAUUGCAUACAACCAACAGAGCUUAUCACUCUGCAAAGAAAGAUGGGAUUGCUGUGCUACCAUCACCUCAAGAAGUUACCACAAUUCUUCGUAAAAAUGAAUUUAACAAGGAGUUUACGUCAGGAUCUGUGAAAUCUUAUGACUCUAACCAGCUGGCGUCAAAUGACCCUAUUGAGGACACAAGAUGUGAGGCCCAGUGCAAAAUGACCCCAGGUUUACUGAUGGGUGUUUUUGAUGGCCACGGAGGGCCCUCAUGUGCACAAGUUAUAUCAAAGAGGAUGCUAAGCUACAUAGCAGCCGCACUACUGCCACCGGACAAGCUCAAGAAGUUAAUAGACGAAGAAGAUCCAGACUCAUUAGCUGAAACUUAUAAUGAUAGGGUUGAAAUUGUUGAAGAUCUGCUGGACAUCUACAAAAAUAGUUUUAGGACAUAUUUGGAGGAGCUGGCGGCAAAUUCCACUGAAGCUCCCGACGUGAAGACUCGCCUAGAGCAGGCAAUCAUGAGGUUAGAUCAGGAUAUAUCUAAAGAAGUUCUGGAGCCAUAUGCAGCUAAAGGCGUAGUGAAUCCUAAGACUUUGUCUGUAGCACUGUCGGGUGCAGUGGUGUGCGUGACUCACAUAGACGGACCACACCUGCACGUGGCCAACGUGGGCGACUGCAACGCGGUCAUCGGGACCAUGACGGAGGACAACCACUGGAUAGCGAAGAAGAUAACCAAGGAACACAACGCGGAAAACAUUGACGAGCUGAAAAGGAUAUGGAGUGAACACCCCGAGAGUGAGAAAAAGACGGUGGUCCGUCGCGACCGCCUGCUUGGGGAGCUGGCCCCGCUGCGCAGCCUCGGGGACUACCGGUACAAGUGGUCAGCGGAUACUCUGAAGGAGGUAGCAGUGCCUAUGAUGGGCCCGCGCGCCAUCCCGGCCAACUACUUCUCCCCGCCGUACCUCUCAGCGCAACCAGACGUCUACUACCACCGUUUAACGCCCAAAGACAAGUUCAUGAUUCUGGCCUCAGACGGCCUGUGGGACAUGCUAACCCCGCUGCAGUCGGUGAAGUUAGUCGGCGAGCACAUGAAGGGCAAGGUGUUCUUCAACCCGCUGAAGUUGCCGCGGAAGGAUAUCGCGCUGGGGGAUAUAAAUGACUUGUUGUCGCACAGGCGGGAGAGCCUGAAGAGUAAGCCGAAGGACCGGAACGCGGCCACGCACUUGCUCCGUCACGCUAUAGGAGGCACGGAGUACGGAGUGGACCACGCGCGAUUGGCCCACCUUCUGAGUCUGGCUCCGGAUGUCAGCCGUAUGUUCCGGGAUGACAUCACCGUUACCGUGCUCUAUUUCGACUCGGAGUUCCUGCGCCAUUGUCCCUCUUAAACACGCUUGUAAAGUCGCAUAAAUUUCACUGUCUGUCUACCGUCUGUAAACCUUUUGUGUAGAUUUAUCGCCGCCAUCUCGAAAAAUUUGCAUCUGUCUGUCUUGGCCAUUCGCUGAGCGGUAAUGUUAUUCUACUAAAUGGCUGAAGAUAUACGUAGCCAAUCAGUUGAAGCAAAUGAAAUAGAUGCCGACAGUCGCUGUACUGCUUAAUUAAAUUCAUGAACUAGAAACUUUUAGCAAAAUUAUAAUUGUCGCUUGAAAUCGUCUGUGUUCAAUGUUACUUGGUAAGGUUUAGUGAGUUAGCAAAUGACUAAUGGGACACCCUGUAUAUGUAUGUAUUUUUUAAUUGAUUGAAAUGUUUAUAAUAUUCAUAGUUCAGUAAGACCUGGUGCGCUUUAUUUGUUAUGCGAAUUUCAAUUUAUUUAUUUUGUUAACGAAAUAUAAAUGUGUAAGAUUUAAAAGAUAUUUAUCCCUGGAUGUUAAAUAUCGUAUAUUGAAUAAUGAAAAUCUCAGUAAUAAAUGUUAUAUAUUAUUAUUA